UUUAUAAAUCCCAGGAUUAUCUUUAUAUAAAUCUUUGUCGAUCAGGCAAAUGACUUUUUCUUCCGUAUAUCUAGGAACUCAUUUAUCAAUUCUUACCACAGAAAUAUAUUCAACUUAUAUCGGCUACCAUUUCUUGAGCAUAAAUCUAUAGUGGUCCUCCUUUUACUUUUGCGAGCUGAGAUUGAUCGUGUUGCUCUUCAUGAGGCCCCUCUCUUUCGAGAAUCUGAGAAGGCUCGUGGGCCGUAAGAAGGAUCGCAAUGAGCCUUCCUUCAAGCGUAGCGAGUCCUUCAAACGAAUUUCAAUUAGGAAGAGUUACCUGGACCGGGGUAAACGACGGAAUCGUAUCCAGAAGAACCUGGAUACCGCUGUUAAUUUUCCUUCACAACCAGCAGCAAAUGAGAAGAUUAUCUCUCAACAAAUUAAGGAGCAGGAAGAAUCGAAGAAGAAUCAAGAAUCUUCCCUUAGUCGCGAUUUUAUCACCUACGACGAAUGGCUUCAAGGUGUUCGCUCUGCCUCCCGUGAGAAGCUUCACGAAAUUAAUGUCGAGUCUCUUCAACAUGUCAAAGUUAAGGUUGCGAAAUCUGCCAAUCAAACCGACUCGGCGGAUUCGAUCACUGAGGAUCUGAAAAUUCUCCAACUUGAUUCCUCGCCCAUUUUAACGUCCAAGCCCAAGCUUUUUAGGAUCACCGAUGAUGAAACGAUCGAAAAGCAUGACACUCCUUCCUGGACCCAAGAGUCUUCCAUGGAAGGCUCACCUAGCGUUAGCAUUAGUCUUGGCAGGAUAUGGAGGGAUGCGGUGCCGAUUCCGGUACCGGUUUCUGUCUCGAUUCCGGUAUCAAGCUCUUCUUUCGUCUCGAAUUCUUCUCAUCAUUUUCUGGACAGUGCCUUAAAGGAGAAAAAACCGCAACCGACUAUCACAAGAACGGUCUCGGCGCCUGAGAAACCUGUCAGUAAGGACAACACUACUUCAUCAUCCUUCGGUUUCUCUCUCAGGAUCAGCAAGCUCGCGGAUUUCAGACCAGGGAUGACGCGAAACUGUCUCUUUCGCCGGAAGGCACCGAAAUUGUCGCCUAGCAUAAGCACGGAGGGUUAUUUCAAACGAACGAGCACAUUCAGAUGCUCUCGUCGCCGAGGUGGCAAAAGAAAUUCUCAACGCGUCAGCAAGAAGAAUCAACAACCUGUUAUUCAAUCUCGCACCAGCAGUCCAGUAUGGUUUAUUCCACCGGAAAGACGUCGCUCGAGACGCCAACGAAGAGUCUGGAGGGAGAUCAGAUACUUUCCUGACGAAGGUCCACUUCUGGAGAGGAUCAACGACUGGUCGUCAAACGUGUCAGAUGAUCAAUUCGAUGAUCAGAAAUUGCUGCUAUCGGGCGAUUUCAACAUCCGCCGAGAGGAUGAUGCUUUCAAUUCGAUUGUUUCGUCAUCACUGGGUUCUUUCUCGGCAACGUCGUCCUCAUCAUCGGCUUGUCCAGUUCCAAAAAUUAGUGAUUUUAAUGAAGAUAAGUUGUUCUCUGAAGAAUUAAGGACUAACGGUCUUCUGGCACGUGGGACCACCUGGAAGCUUUCAGCGACGACGAUGACGACGACUGCGACAACGACGGUAACGACGACGAUAAUGUCAACGGCGACAAGUACGGCUGUUUCUGGAAAUUAUUUUGCUAGCAGCCGUUUUCUUAACUUUUUGGCCGAAGGUAUUGUCAAGGAGAGGUCGAAGGGUGAGAAUUCCAAUACGGGUUAUACAUGUCUUUCGUCGACCGACAGUGAAGACAACAAUGCCAAUCGCUUUAAUGAGCGUAGGAGAAACAGCAAGUUGCCGCAGCAACAACAGCAGCAUCUCAAGAAAUCUGGACCCAGGAGACGACCCUUGCGUCGAAAGUCAGAAUUAAAAAGAGCAUCCGGUCAGCCGGUGUUCCUCGUGCGCAAAUGCUCAUCUUUGAGGAAACGCCCUAGAGACAUUACGCAGAAGGGUUACGAGAAAAAACGGACACGUCUACUUCAGCAGUAUGCUUCGAAGCAGAUAGGGUCUGGAAAUGGUGGUAUGGUUGGUGGAGGUGGUGAUGGUGGCGGCGGUGACAGAGGCAUUGAUAAAGGACCGGAGAGAACGAGUUACGGAAGCGGCGGAGGUGGGGAAGGAGGAGGAAGCGGCAGCUAUGGCGGCGGCCGACCGCAGCCACGUGCACGGCGCACGCAACGACGCGUCACGCACAACGAGAAGCGUUAUCACUCAGGUGGUCGCUUAGCGCCUGGCGGGAUCGCCAGUCCCCCAGGAUCUGGCGGUUUCACAGGGAACACCGGGAACUCGAAUACAACUGCUGCAGCGGCGGCGGUAGCGGCAGCGGCUGCGAGACGUGGUAAUCGCAGACUCACACGCAAUGAGAGCCGCUAUCAUUCCGAGGUGCGCCAGGAAGCAGUGCAGCAGGCUUUGGCAGCGAUGCAGGGACGGCCAAAACCGUCCUUGCCGAUGCCAUCAAAGAGAACUUCUGUGAUGGCCAGGAGUCCUGACCGGGAGAGACGCGACAGCGGUGAAUCCAGUAGCGACGAGGACAGCGUUGUCACCGAGGAGAGCCCUGGCGCAGGUGGUCCGACUGGUACCGGUCUUUCGGAUACCAGCAGUACUGGCUCUGCCCGCGAUACUCCACCACCGCCGAGACCACCGGCGAGAAGGCCACCUGGUGCAGAUAUCACUGAUAUUCCCGAGUAUACACCGCAUGCCUAUAGUAACAUCCAACCGCCAGACGUGACUCACGUGACAAGUAACACCCCGGUCGGCCAGCAACAAUCGGCAACGCGUCGACCUGGCGCCGACCGGGUCAAUCGCUAUGCGCACGUGGUCGAGGAUCAGAAUAAUACCGGCACCACUGGUCGCUGGAAGGUUUCCGCCAAGAUCCAGCAGUUACUGAACACGUUAAAACGACCGAAGCGCCGGCCGCUACCUGAGUUCUACGAAGACGAUGACAUCGAGCUAGAGAUCGCUGCAAAUCCGAAGGAUCCGAAUGCUCCUAAACCCGAGGGUGGUUCCAUGACGUCGGCGAUUGGCGAAAUAUUAUCGGUGCCAUCUGGCCUGCCGCGAUCUCUCGAAGCCGCGAUUCAGAGGUACGGCUCGGCGUCAUAUAAAGCACCUGUAGCCACUGUCUUAGACCCUAAUGGCAAACUUUGCGUAACGCUCACGUAUGGGAAAUUGCUCAGUCGUUCCCACAAAAUCGCCUAUACUCUACUGAAUAAGGCUCUAAGUCGCGGUGGCGAUUGUUGCCUAAAACCCGGCGACAGAAUCGCCCUAGUUUAUCCAAAUAACGAUCCGAUCAGCUUCAUGUGCGCUUUUUACGGCUGUUUGCAAGCCGGUAUUGUACCGGUGCCCAUCGAAGUUCCUCUGACCCGACGUGAUGCGGGUUCUCAACAGAUUGGUUUCCUCCUGGGAAGCUGCGGAAUUCAGGUGGCGCUAACCAGUGAAGCGUGUUUAAAGGGUCUGCCAAAAACGGCAGCCGGCGAGGUGGUGGCUUUUAAAGGUUGGCCAAAAUUACAUUGGUUUGUUACCGAGCAUCUGGGCAAGACUCCUAAAGAUUGGUUAUCUCCACCGCGACUCACUGACGACACACCCGCGUAUAUCGAAUACACUACUGACAAAGACGGCUCUGUGAUGGGUGUGACCAUUACUAGAGCGGCGAUGAUGGCUCACUGCCGCGCUCUUACGCAGGCUUGCGGCUACACCGAAGGCGAGAAUGCCGUUUGCGUGCUGGAUUUCAAACGGGAAGUUGGCCUUUGGCACAGCACUCUGACCAGUGUGCUGAAUGGCAUGCACGUUAUCUUUAUCCCAUAUGCCUUGAUGAAAGUUAAUCCCGCCAGUUGGAUGCAGAUGAUCACAAAGCAUCGCGCAAGCGUUGCCGUUGUGAAGUCGCGAGAUCUCCACUGGGGUUUGCUUGCCACUAAAGAUCAUAAGGAUGUCUCCUUGGCAUCUUUAAGGCUGUUACUCGUAGCAGACGGCGCGAAUCCCUGGUCACUAUCAUCCUGCGAUCAGUUUCUCUCGGUAUUUCAAUCCAAGGGACUUAGGCCAGACGCUGUUUGUCCUUGUGCCUCUUCCAGUGAAGCCCUUACAGUCUCAGUAAGAAGGCCAGGACGCGCAGGAGUGAAUGCGACUGGUCGUGGAGUUCUUUCCAUGUCCGGGUUGAGUUACGGAGUUGUCAGAGUAGAUCAGGAGAAUUCUCUUACAUCAUUGACGCUGCAGGAUUGCGGACAAGUAAUGCCUGGAAGUAUAGUAGUCGUUAUUAAAAUGGAAGGACAACCGUCCAUUUGUAAGACGGAUGAAGUCGGUGAGAUUUGCGUACAUAGCGCGGCGACCGGUAGCCAAUAUUGGGGCUUACAAGGACUUACUAACAACACUUUCAAAGUAUCGCCUUUACAAGCUGAUGGUACUGCCUUGGGCGACGUAGAAUACACGCGGUCAGGCUUGUUGGGUUUUCUCGGUCCUGGUGGACUCGUUUUCGUUUGCGGAUCACGUGACGGUCUCAUGACAGUGACCGGCAGGAAACAUAAUGCUGACGACAUUAUUGCCACUGUGUUGGCAGUCGAGCCGAUGAAAUUUAUCUAUCGCGGUAGAAUUGCCGUUUUUAGUGUGAGGGUCCUCAGAGACGAGAGGAUAUGCGUCGUUGCUGAACAACGGCCUGAUUGUAGCGAGGAAGAGAGCUUCCAAUGGAUGUCUCGAGUACUGCAAGCAGUCGACUCGAUCCACGCUGUGGGAAUAUAUUGCCUUGCCUUGGUGCCACCCAAUUAUUUGCCCAAAACGCCAUUAGGCGGUAUUCAUCUAUCGGAGACGAAACGCCGCUUUCUCGAAGGUGCUCUGCAUCCAGCGAACGUGCUACUUUGCCCUCAUACCUGUGUCACUAACUUGCCGAAACCGCGCGAAGUUCAUUCAGCGGGGGAUUCUGUUGCAGAUGUCGGUCCGGCUAGUGUUAUGGUGGGAAAUAUUGUCCAGGGCAACCGAUUAGCCUCGGCUCAAGGACGAGACAUGGGUGUCUUAGACGAGGAUAGCGAUAAUGCCAAAAAGUACCAAUUCAUCUCUGAAAUUUUACGGUGGCGAGCUGUUAGCACUUCGGACCAUGUGAUAUUUUCAUCGUUAAAUGCAAAAGGUGCUGUGGCCACUUCAUUGUCCUGCUCGCAGUUGCACAAGAAGGCCGAGAGGAUCGGGAAUUUGCUUCUAGAUCGAGGCAGAAUCAAUACCGGAGAUCAUGUGGCGCUCAUCUUUCCACCCGGUACCGAUCUGAUAUGUGCAUUUUAUGGCUGCUUGUACGUAGGCGCAGUGCCGGUAACUAUUAGGCCACCCCAUCCGCAAAACCUUCAGACAACUUUGCCGACCGUUCGCAUGAUCGUGGACGUCAGUAAAUCCGUUCUCGUGUUAACCAACCAAAACAUCCUCAAGUUGCUCAAGACAAAGGAGGCGAAUAACGUGGUCGAGGUAAAGAGUUGGCCAAUAAUCUUGGAUAUGGAUGACAUGCCAAAGAAGAAACUGCCGGUCAUGUAUCGGGCGCCUACCGCGGAAAUGCUGGCCUAUCUGGACUUCAGCGUUUCGACGACAGGAAUGCUCGCCGGUAUCAAGAUGUCUCAUGCGGCGGUGACUUCGUUGUGCCGUGCUAUGAAGUUAGCGUGCGAACUCUAUCCUUCCAGACACAUUGCUCUUUGUCUAGAUCCAUAUUCAGGCCUUGGUUUUGCAUUGUGGUGUCUUAGUAGUAUAUAUAGUGGACAUCACUCCAUACUAAUACCACCAUCUGAGGUGGAAGCCAAUCCCGCGCUCUGGUUAUCAGCAGUCAGCCAAUCUCGAGUAAGAGAUACGUUCUGCUCAUAUGGUGUCAUGGAGUUGUGCACCAAGGGACUUGGCUCUUCAGUUCAUGCACUCAAAGCGCGAGGAGUCAGCCUUGCAUGCGUGAGGACGUGUGUUGUUGUCGCUGAGGAAAGACCACGGAUAGCAUUAACGACGAGUUUUAGCAAACUAUUUUCCGCCCUAGGCUUGAGUCCGCGUGCGGUUUCCACUUCGUUUGGCUGUCGAGUAAACACUGCCAUUUGCUUACAGGGGGCAUCCAGCCCGGAGCCUUCGACAGUUUACGUGGAUCUACGCGCGUUGCGUAACGAUCGAGUGUCCUUGGUAGAACGCGGUAGUCCGCAUUCUUUGUGUUUGAUGGAAUCGGGCAAGUUGUUACCUGGCGUAAAAGUGAUCAUUGCGAAUCCCGAGACGAAAGGUCAAUGCGGUGACUCGCAUUUAGGUGAGAUCUGGGUGCAAUCGGCGCAUAACGCGAGCGGUUACUUCACAAUCUACGGUGAUGAGAGCGAUUACGCCGAUCAUUUCAACGCGCGGCUGGUUACUGGUAACACGAACGAGGUCUAUGCGAGGACUGGCUAUCUCGGCUUCUUAAGGAGAACCGAAAGCGUUCAGCAAUCGGUGAUUAGCGAUGUGCCUGGUGACACCACUAACCCGACCGAAGCCGAUCUCGUAUCAAAUGAUCCGGAAUUGCAUGAUGCUGUGUUCGUUGUCGGUGCUCUCGAUGAGGCCAUACUACUGCGGGGUAUGCGCUACCAUCCAAUAGACAUCGAAAACAGUGUCAUGCGAUGUCACAAGAAAAUCGCGGAAUGUGCCGUAUUCACAUGGACCAAUCUCCUAGUGGUAGUGGUAGAAUUGGACGGUAGUGAAAGCGAAGCUCUCGAUCUCGUGGCUUUAGUAACGAGCGCUGUGCUCGAGGAACAUCAUUUGGUGGUCGGCGUAGUGGUUGUAGUGGACCCCGGUGUGGUGCCCAUCAAUUCGCGUGGUGAGAAGCAACGGAUGCAUCUGCGCGAUGGUUUCCUCGCGGACCAACUCGAUCCCAUCUAUGUGGCGUACAAUAUGUGAACGAAUGUGCAAGAGAAGGUUCUCACUCCCUUCGUAUUCCGCCCUCCUUCUCCCCAUCGACGUUUUUUAUCCAACGUGCCGAGAGUGCAAUGGAAUUCCAUUCGCUCCACGUACGACGAUAGAAUGAGUGAUCUUUGCGAAACUUUAGCUAAUAAAAAUAUCUUGUUCUCGUUUAUUUUCCUUUUUUAUUCUAUUCUUGAUUUUUUAAAGAGGAUUUUGAAUUAUUUGGAUCGUGUAUAUAUCAAUUCUACUUUAGAGUUUCUAAGAAUUCGAAAUUUGCUUUUAUAGAUUUUUUCUCAAUCCAACAAAUUUUUAUACGAAUAUGUACUUACUGGCAGCUUACUUUUAAUCAGUUACCUGCACACAAAAAUCUAUUAUUAAAGCGAAUAAUUUGACAUAAAGGAUAAAUAAAUGAAAUACGAAUAAAUAUUUCGAUAAAUGGAGUUGUAUUGUGUAUCAAAAAACGUUAAUACACACACUCCAAUAAUGUGAACAUCAUCGACAAAACGUACAUGUGUAAACUUGAAAUAUUUUUAAAAAGUUUAACUUGCCGCAAAUUAUCCCUUGGAAACUGAUUAAAUUGAAAAAUCAGUAUCGUAUUAUAUGCACAUAUAUGACAUACGAUAUAUAGAAUAAUUGAUGACAAAUCAUAAGAUCAUCGAUGAUAUAAGUGAAAUCAUAAAUUUACAAUUAUGACAUCAUUCAGUUUUUAUAAAUAAAUAUUAAUUUAUCGCUGAAAUAUUUACUAUAUCUUUUGACCAUUGAUAAUUUUAUGAUUCUUUCGAAACUUUAAUAACAUAACAUAGAUCUAAAUUUCAUUAUUUGGUUCUUGCAGUUUUGCGAAGUAAAAAGCGCACGAAAAUUUUGGUUUAUUAAACCGAAACACGCACAAUAUCUCGCAAUUUUGUAUUUAAAGCCAAAGUACUAUAUGUAUAACAUGCAACACACGUCUUUUUACAUUAGCUGUAAAUUCCACUGCGAAGAACAAGAGAACUUUUCUCAUUGAUAUUGAGGAAUAACAAAGAGUUUCGUCGCAAUGGUGAUUUGAUGAUUUAUGAUUAAUCAUUCACAAUCACUUUUACGUUUUUUAAUUGAACCUUUUUUUCUAAUUUAUUAGAAAAGGACUCGAACUUCAAAUUAUAAAUUUAUUUGGAAUUUAAUUGGUCAAUACAAUUCUGCCCCAAUCUCUGCACAAACAAGUAUAUAGCUAGCUCGCAUGUAAGGAUGUAGAUACGUUGCGACAUUAAAGCUGCCAUGCAUAGUUUUGUUUUCUUUUUUUAUUUAUACAGGUUUAAAAAAAAACGAAAACAUUAAAUGGCGCAUAUUUUACUAACCGAUAUAUGUAGAUGUAAAGAUGAGGUUUUUUAGAAACGAUUUUAGUAAAAAGAAAGAUGUAUUAAGAUAUAAUUGAAAGUUUAACACACGCAGAGAUUUAGUAUUAACAUUUUGUACAAAAUACAUCUCAACAGUUUUAUACAUGAACGACGAAACUCUUAUAAUAAUAAUUCUUAUAAUAAUAUAAAUAGUUAGUGAAGAUUCCUGAACUUUGUCUAGAAACGUCUAGAAACGUUGAAAGUUGUGUGAUCCAAAAAUAGUGUGAUUGCGAUUGUUUUCCCUCGGAAAGACUUUUUUACUUACGAAUAUAUAUACAAAAAGUUGCGUGUUGAUAAUUCUCUAAUUUUAUAUUCUAAUUUUUUAAUGUAAUGCGGCAUAAAACACAUAUUGUUGCGAUAACUUGCGAAGCUCGAUUAUAAUAAUCACAUGUGCAUUUUUCGUGCGUAAAAGAUUGCUGUUAAAUAUCGUGGACAUUAACUGAUUAAAAAAAAAGAAACUAGAUUUUCUUAUCGAUAUAGACUUUUCAGUCCAAAAAUUUUAGUCAUCGUAUACAUAUCCUUUUUUAAUUAUUAACUCGAUUGAAUUUAAUUCCAUUCAAAAUAAGAUUCCGAGAAAAAUUUAAUUUUGAAUUAAUUUAGCCAUUAUUUACCUAUUAGUCCGUGACACUUGUACGAAAACACAAUGGAGCGUUUACAAGCGAUUAGUAAACGAAGUAUUAUCGAUAAGCGACAACUUGGUCAGUGCAAUAUACGCAUAGUGAUUUAUAAUCUCUUGCGGAUUAAUCGUACCGCAAAUUUUCAGUGGUUAUUUACAGGCAGCUUUUUCAUAAAUACGUAAUAUGAGAAAAAAGCGUUUCUCUUUCUCUGUUCCUUCUCUUUCUUUUCCCCAUCUUCAUUUCCUUUCCUUUUCCUCUUUCUUUUUUUCCCAUUCUCUCUGCUUCCCUUUUUCUUUCUUUAUUCUUCCUUGCCUCUUUCAUCUUUUUUUUUAUUUUGAAAGAUCCGUUAAUUCAUUCUGACUUUUUUAUAUUUGCUUAUUCUUAUUUUUUUCUUUUCCUCACAUUGUUAUAUUAUCGUGCCAUGUUAUCUUGUUUUAAUUUCUGCACUUUUACGCAUGGAAGAAUGCACACGCCUGUAAAUAGCUAUGUUUAUAUAUGCUCGGUUGCACUGACAACCUCGUUUAAUUAGCUGUCAUUAAAAUGUUACAUCAUUUCGUUUUUUGUCUUAAGUCCUAAUUUAUUGCAAUUAUGAUAUUACAAUACAAUUAUAAACAAAGAAA
Camponotus floridanus (Florida carpenter ant) is the source of this 9478-nucleotide messenger RNA. It is a transcript of the gene DIP2, whose product is annotated as disco-interacting protein 2. The coding region runs from base 200 to 6868 and encodes 2222 amino acids. NCBI's taxonomy places the organism in Eukaryota, Metazoa, Arthropoda, Insecta, Hymenoptera, Formicidae. The transcript is spliced from 17 exons. The record is from RefSeq and is a predicted model, not a curated record.